Messenger RNA from Eufriesea mexicana, 605 nucleotides. Its product is annotated as zinc finger protein 706. Bases 49 to 489 code for a protein of 146 amino acids. The record is from RefSeq and is a predicted model, not a curated record. The transcript is spliced from 3 exons. Lineage: Eukaryota; Metazoa; Arthropoda; Insecta; Hymenoptera; Apidae.
UUCAUUUUAUACGCGAUUCUUGUUUGAAAGACAGUACUUCACGUGCAGAUGUUCGAAGAUAGCUCGCUCCAACAGAUGUGCUGUGAUCUCCGCUUUCGACUGCUCCGUUUUCUUUGCAAAAUUUUUCCUGAUCAAUCUCCAUCAUUCAAUAAAAUACAGGAACAAAAUACUUUGUUUCUGCUACGUAUAAUCAAGCCCCGGAUCAUCAACCCGGCAAGGGAGUCUUGCUUUUAUACACAUUUAUCCUCGGACAGAAUGGCUCGUGGACAACAGAAAAUUCAGUCACAAGCUAAAGCAGCUGAAAAAGCUGCAAAAGUAAAAAAGCAACAAGGACACAGUGCCAAUGAACAAAAAAAGGCUGCUCAAAAAGCUUUAAUACAUGUAUGCGUAGUUUGUAAGGCACAAAUGCCAGAUCCAAAGACAUACAAACAACACUUUGAAAAUAAACAUCCAAAAAAUGAUUUACCAGAUGACUUAAAAAAUAUAUGAGAGUAAAAGAUUGUGUAAGCUUGUAGAUUGGGAUGGAACAAGAGCAACAAAAGAAAAUUACUACAAAUGACAAAGUGAUAUAGUUCAAUGUUCAACUAAUCAUCAAAUAGUCUCAA